CACUUCACGUACCAAACAAUGGACCAUGCUUAAGCUUUCUAUAUCUCCAUUCUUCAUACCAAACAAAGACACAGCACAUAAAUAAGCAACAGAUAACCAAAGAAGAAACAACAAAUAGCAUGACGAGUUCGAGUUCCGUUCACUGUGAUCUUCUUGUGCAAGAAGAAGAUAUUUUAGAGGAGAAGAACAGAAAAACUACUCUGCAUAUGCUCAUAGCAGAAGAAGCUGAAGGUGAUGACACCAAGGCAAUAGAAAUGAGUGUAAGAGUUGAGGGAGCGAAGGAGGACAUAACAGUGACAUGGGAGAAUUUGUGGGUCACUGUUUCAAGUGGAAAGAAAAAGAAGCCAAUUUUGCAGGGUCUUACAGGUUAUGCUAGCCCAGGGAGGAUUCUGGCCAUAAUGGGCCCUUCAGGAUGUGGAAAAUCUACACUUCUUGAUGGUUUAGCAGGAAGAUUGAGCUCACAAAUGAAGCAUACAGGGAAGAUUCUAAUCAAUGGCCAGAAACAAACACUGGCCUAUGGAACAUCAGGCUAUGUAACACAAGAAGAUGCUAUGCUGUCAACUUUAACAGCUGGGGAAACUUUAUACUACUCUGCUGAGCUCCAGUUUCCAGAUUCCAUGUCCACAGCAGAGAAGAAGGAACAAGCAGAUAUCACACUCAGAGAAAUGGGUCUGCAAGGUGCCAUUAACACAAGGGUUGGAGGGUGGGGUUCUAAGGGUCUCAGUGGGGGACAAAAGAGGAGACUUAGCAUCUGCAUUGAGAUUCUAACACGGCCAAGACUCCUUUUCCUUGAUGAACCAACAAGUGGACUUGACAGUGCAGCUUCCUAUUAUGUUAUGAGUAGAAUUGCAACUCUAAAUCUAAGAGAUGGAAUUCGAAGGACUAUUGUUACUUCCAUCCAUCAGCCAAGCAGUGAAGUCUUUGAACUUUUUCAUGAUCUCUGUCUUCUGUCUUCUGGUGAAACUGUAUAUUUUGGUCCAGCCUCUGAUGCAAAUCAGUUUUUUUCUUCAAACGGUUUCCCAUGCCCAACCCUCCACAAUCCUUCUGAUCACUACUUAAGGAUCAUAAAUAAAGAUUUCGAACAGGAUGCUGAAGAAGGCUUUGGCAAGGGAGUAAGUACAGAAAAAGCAAUUGAUACCCUUGUAAAGUCUUAUAGGUUGUCUCAAGUAAGAAAACAAGUUAAAAGGGAAGUGAAAAAAAUAGUUGAAAGUGAUUCUUGUGAAGCAAGGAAGAACAGGAUUCAUGCUGCAUUUCCCACUCAAUGCCUUGUUCUUACAAGAAGAUCUUCAUUGCAAUUCUUUCGUGACAUAAGCAAUUACUGGCUACGUUUAAUAGUCUUUAUUGUAAUAGCUAUAAGCAUUGGAUCUAUCUUCUACAACAUAGGCACAGAAAAUGGAUCUGUUCAGGGGAGAGGUUCUCUGCUCAUAUUUUUUGUUUCAGUUCUGACUUUCAUGACCCUUGUCGGUGGAUUUUCUCCACUCCUGGAGGAAAUGAAGGUAUUUGGACGAGAGAGAUUGAAUGGGCACUAUGGGGUGACAGCAUUUCUGAUAGGACACACAUUCUCUGCUGUUCCUUACAUGAUACUGAUCUCUGUUAUUCCUGGAGGAAUAGUGUACCACCUUUGUGGAUUGCACAAAGGAAUAGAUCGUUUCUUCUACUUCACAUCUUUGCUAUUCGCCAUAGUUAUGUGGGUUGAGAGUCUCAUGUUGGUGAUUGGAAGCAUCUCCCCAAACUAUGUAAUAGGCAUGUUCCUUGCUGGUGGAGUUGAAGGACUCAUGAUUGUAACGGGUGGAUUCUAUAGACUGCCAAAUGAUCUUCCGAAGCCAUUGUGGAAGUACCCUUUCUACUAUGUUUCCUUCCUCAAGUAUGCCCUCCAAGGAUCCUUCAAGAAUGACUUUGAUGGCCUAACAUUUUCAGUGAAUCUUGAAGGAGGAGGCUCUGCAAGCAUGAGUGGUAGAGAAGUUCUAGCAGAAACAUGGCACGUGGAAAUGGGACAUUCUAAGUGGGUCGAUCUUGCAAUCAUGUUUGCAAUGAUUCUUCUGUAUCGAGUUCUGUUCUUGGUCAUCACUAAGUUCAAGGAGAAGUUCAAGCCUUUUCUUGCAUCCAUUAGUCUUCGACCAUGACUUCUCACUGCAAUCAGUUUAGAGACACUAGAGUCAAAUGAUGCUCGAUGUGUUAGUUUGUUUACUAACUUCGCUGCUCUUGUUUUAUAUGAAAAUCUUUUGAAUUUACUAGAUGAAUGCGUGCAUGUAAUUUCAAAUUAUUUAAA
Vigna unguiculata (cowpea) is the source of this 2269-nucleotide messenger RNA. Its product is annotated as ABC transporter G family member 1-like. NCBI's taxonomy places the organism in Eukaryota, Viridiplantae, Streptophyta, Magnoliopsida, Fabales, Fabaceae. The record is from RefSeq and is a predicted model, not a curated record. Gene Ontology annotation, molecular function: ATP hydrolysis activity; ABC-type transporter activity; ATP binding. Gene Ontology annotation, cellular component: membrane.